Homarus americanus (American lobster) is the source of this 1313-nucleotide messenger RNA. It is a transcript of the gene RpL3, whose product is annotated as 60S ribosomal protein L3-like. Gene Ontology annotation, molecular function: RNA binding; structural constituent of ribosome. The transcript has 8 exons. Gene Ontology annotation, cellular component: ribosome; cytosolic large ribosomal subunit. The coding region runs from base 90 to 1298 and encodes 402 amino acids. Gene Ontology annotation, biological process: ribosomal large subunit assembly; translation. NCBI's taxonomy places the organism in Eukaryota, Metazoa, Arthropoda, Malacostraca, Decapoda, Nephropidae. The record is from RefSeq and is a predicted model, not a curated record.
CGGGAAAACGUGGCACCACUGUGCGUGGCGGCCACCAUAUAUAUAGUGACGCAGCGGCCAUCUUGUUCUUUCCAGCAGCGUGAGACGAGAUGUCUCACCGUAAGUUCAGCGCGCCCCGUCAUGGGUCUAUGGGAUUCUACCCCAAGAAGAGGUCAAAGCGUCAUCGCCCCAAGGUAAAGGCUUUCCCCAAGGACGACAAGAACAAGCCCGUGCACCUUACGGCCUUCCUGGGAUAUAAGGCUGGCAUGACCCACAUUGUUCGUGUGGCAGACAAGCCGGGAUCCAAAAUCAACAGGAAGGAGGUGGUGGAAGGUGUGACCAUCCUAGAAACGCCCCCUAUGAUCUGCGUCGGAGUUAUCGGAUAUAUCGAAACCCCGAGAGGCAUGCGGGCCCUGAAGACUGUCUGGGCUGAGCAUCUCUCUGAAGAAUGCAAGAGGCGUUUCUACAAGAACUGGCACAAGUCCAAGAAGAAGGCUUUCACCAAUGCCUCCCAGAAGUGGCAGGAUCAGGUGGGGAAGAAGGUCAUCGAGAAGGACCUGGCCAAGAUCAAGAAGUACUGUAGCUCUGUUCGCAUCAUUGCACACACACAGAUCAAGAUCCUGAAGAAAAGGCAAAAGAAAGCCCACAUUAUGGAAAUCCAACUCAACGGCGGGACAGUGCCAGAGAAGGUGGACUGGGCAGUGUCCCACUUUGAGAAGCAGGUCCCCGUCUCUAACGUCUUUGCCCAGGACGAGAUGGUGGAUGUUAUAGGGGUGACCAAGGGCAAAGGUGUAAAGGGCGUGACCUCCCGUUGGCACACAAAGAAGCUGCCGCGCAAGACCCACAAAGGUCUUCGUAAGGUUGCCUGUAUCGGAGCUUGGCAUCCCAGCCGCGUGCAGUUCACCGUGGCUCGUGCUGGCCAGAAGGGCUACCACCACCGUACGGAGAUGAACAAGAAGAUCUACCGUAUUGGCCAGGGUGUUCAUACCAAGGAUGGAAAGGUGGUGAAGAACAACGCGUCCACGGAGUACGACUUCACCGAGAAGACCAUCACGCCUAUGGGAGGCUUCCCUCACUAUGGUGAAGUAAACCAGGACUUUGUGAUGAUCAAGGGCUGCUGUGCGGGACCCAAGAAACGAGUCAUCUGUCUGAGAAAGUCACUUGUAGUCCAGACUAAGCGCAUUGCUCUGGAGAAGAUCAGUCUACACUUCAUUGACACCAGCAGUAAGAUGGGUCACGGUCGCUUCCAGACAAGUGCAGAGAAGGCUGCCUUUAUGGGCGUGCUUAAGAAAGACAAGAAGAAAAAGCUGAAUCAAUAAAAUGUAGCUGGAUGA